AUGGUUCUGUUUGACAUGCAACAACAACUUACCCUGAAAAUAACUAACAAUAGUACUCAACAAGAAAUUAUCCUUACUUUAGUAUAUGCCAAAUGCGAGCACAUUGAGCGUAUAGAAUUAUGGGACACGCUGUAUGCUCUGGCAAGUGACAUGACUAAACCAUGGAUAGUUGGUGGGGACUUCAAUGUAAUAUGGGAUGAGGAGGAGAAAUUUGGUGGAUUACCGGUACCACUAAAUGAAGUGGACGACUUUGGGCAAUGUAUUAACACAUUCAACCUCAAUGAUCUUGGAUUCAAGGGAAGCAUAUUCACAUGGUGGAAUGGUCGGGGUGAAGAGGACAGUAUCUUUACACGAUUGGAUCGAGUUUUGGGCAACAUGGAAUUGCAGCAACUGUUCCCGGGGUUGGAGGUGACUCAUUUAUCUAAAAACUGUACCUUCCAAGAGGUUGUAACAGAGAAUUGGGUGGAUGACUCCUUGGCAGGCUAUCAAGGUAGUACUUUCACAAUUUUUAACAAUAAAUUGAAGAAGCUUAAAAGGGCUUUAUCUCUUUGGAGUAAGGCUACUUUUGGGGAUAUUUUUCAAAAGGUUGCAAGUUUAGAAGAGGUAGUACUGGUACAUGAAGCACAAUUGGAACUGAAUCCAACAAGAAUGAACAGAGAGAGGCUCAAUAAGGUUCAAACAGAACUUAUUAGAUAUCUAGCUCUAGAAGAACAUUUUUGGAAGCAGAAGGCAGGCAUGGCAUGGUUUAAAGAUGGGGAUCGCAAUACUAAAUUCUUUCAUGCUCAAGUGAACAGGAGAAGAAAAAGACUACAGUUAAAGAAAAUUCAAAACAGUGCAGGCAGCUGGAUAGAAGGAAAUGAGCAGAUGGCUGAAGAAGCAAUCAAUUUCUUUCAAUAUCAGUUCCAUGAAGAUGUGGUGCCAACCUCAUUUGAGAUCAUAGUUCAUGUCCCAAAUAUGAUUUCGGUGGAACAGAAUCAGGAAUUACUGAAGCAGCCUACGAAAGAAGAAGUGCAAUAG
Molecule: messenger RNA, 1017 nt
Organism: Nicotiana tabacum (common tobacco)
Lineage: Eukaryota; Viridiplantae; Streptophyta; Magnoliopsida; Solanales; Solanaceae
Source: RefSeq, a predicted model, not a curated record